ACGCAUUUUAGAAUCUUCCAGCUUUGAGAUCGACAAUCUAAAGAUAUGUUCAGAAUAUUAUGUUAAAAUACAAUUUUUGUUUCCGACUUCAGAAGUCACCACACAAAAGUUUUGGAUGACAAACACUACUUAUACUGCCAAAACCAACCAAAAUGUUUCCUUAUCAUGGACGACCAGCCUGACCGAUUUUUUCAGUGUUCAGAAACACUCUCCGAAUUCAGAUGUAUACACCAUUUAUGACGUCACGGGCGGAAGUAUCGUUAGAAAUAGCAUGACGAAGAAAUACAUAAUUAACACAAUGACAAGGGAUGUUCAGGUCAUAAACAUUACGAUCAUCGAAGUCAACACGUCUGAUGCUGGGUUAUAUACAACACGGAUAGAUAGACAUGUGAAUGGAUGCUGUUUGUUAGUUGUAAAUACACAACCAAUGAAACCAACGUUGACAUUUCAUCCUAUGCGUCCUUUCGUUGAUGGUAAGAUUACCUUUAGCUGUAAUUCCUCGAUGCAACGGUGGCCUAGAUAUAUAUAUAUAUUCAAAUCUGUCUUAUGAAUAUUUUGGAAACCCUAGAGGAGAUAUUGUCUACAACACUUUAACAUUACAAACACUUACGAAGUCGGAUAAAGGAAAACAAAUAUCGUGUAGGGCUUCUAGUGAUCUAGGACAAGUUUCUAGCAUGAGUGAUAUGGUUACUCUGGAUCCUUUCUUUGGUCCUGACAAUGUAGUCCUGAAACCAGCAUAUACAGCUAUUAAUGUAACGGAAGGAACUACUUUAGGCCCUUUACUUUGUACUGCAUUAUGCUACCCGGAAUGUUUAUUCAGAUGGGAGAUAAAUAUAAAUAGAACAGAUAGAAAUGAAGUCUUCAUUUCAAACAAGUUUCUAGCAGUGGCAGACAUAAAACAGAAUCAGUCCGGGAUCUACCGUUGUGAUGUUGUUCAUCCCUAUGAUAAAAGACGUAUGCGUGGAAGAGAUAUAGCGGUUAAUGUACAGUAUUCUCCAAAAAUUAGAGCAUUUUGGUUAAGUGAUAAAAGUGAGAUUUAUGUGAGUAACCCUACAACCUAUAGUUUAAAUGAAGACGUUUUACCAAAGUUGACACUGCGUAUUGAAAGUAACCCAGAUCCACAAUUAGUAUUAAGCUCAUCUACGGUGAGUUUUCCACCAUUGAAAUAUACCAAAAGUGAUGCUAAUUUUUCUUCAAAACUACCUUAUUUAACAUGUGAAGAUUCUGGAAAUUUUACUAUACAAGCGGUGAAUGGAAUUAAAUAUGGAGAUAACAGGACAAUCACCUUUGUAAUAAGAUGUAAACCACGGAAUGUUACAGUAGAAUCAACCAAAAUUAAAACAGAAGUUAACACCAGUGAGAUUAUAAGGAUGCAUGUUGUAUCAUUCCCGGCACCAACUGUAAAAUGGCGUCGUGAAACUGGAUUCCAGUGGACGGUUAUGAAAGAUAAAUAUGAUUACAGAUAUAGAAUUCAGUCCAAAAUACACAUUAAGUCAAAAGUUGACUUUGGCGAAUAUGGAAUAAAUAUAUGCAACAGAUUAGGAUGUAAUGUGCAAAAUAUAAUUUUGACACCAAAAGGACAAUUCAUAUCACCGUCUAAUGUCUACGUGGUAUGCAAAAGCACAACGGCAACUGUUAUUUGGAUACCCGAUUUAAUCGGAGGGUUCUACGAGGAUUUCUAUGUAAAAUAUACAGAUAUGAAAAUUAAUAAUGGGUCAUCUAACAAAAUUCUCUACAAUAAUACAUAUCAACAUAUGGUAUAUGUAGUUGAUGGGUUACAUCCAGAUAGAAGAUAUCACUUCACUGUGCUAUCUGUUAGCAUACUAGGACAACUGAGAUCUGAGACUAUGGAAUGUUUAACAGAUGAUGCAUACCAAGUAGAAAAUUGGCGAACAGCUGGAAUAGCAACUUUAGUGGUUGGCUUGGCAGCUUUAGUUGCAGCAUCAGUUUUCUUGAUUCGAAAUCGGUUGAAAUCCAAGAACGUCAUACCAAAGGAAUCUGAUGGAUACAUAGAGGUGCAAAGAAGCAAUCCGGUAUUUACAGAACCAUAUUCUACGUUGCAGUCUCAGCCGGAAUCACGACCUCUUCAAGAGCCAAGUACUGAUACAUAUGACGAGUGUGGAAUAGCACCUGAUGUGGAUACUUACCAGAGCAUUGAAGACGGGUCAUGAAAAGAGAAGUCAGUGGAUGUAUGCUUACAUAAAGAUUUGGUUCGGUUGCUGGUUUUCUAUCAUUUUUAAUUUUAUUUCUCUCUCU
Mytilus trossulus (common blue mussel) is the source of this 2256-nucleotide messenger RNA. RefSeq lists its product as uncharacterized. The record is from RefSeq and is a predicted model, not a curated record. The coding region runs from base 471 to 2171 and encodes 566 amino acids. Gene Ontology annotation, molecular function: cell adhesion molecule binding. Gene Ontology annotation, cellular component: plasma membrane; cell-cell junction. The transcript is spliced from 13 exons. Gene Ontology annotation, biological process: cell-cell adhesion. NCBI's taxonomy places the organism in Eukaryota, Metazoa, Mollusca, Bivalvia, Mytilida, Mytilidae.